Molecule: messenger RNA, 2282 nt
Organism: Anthonomus grandis grandis
Lineage: Eukaryota; Metazoa; Arthropoda; Insecta; Coleoptera; Curculionidae
Exons: 5
Coding region: 893-2149 (418 amino acids)
Source: RefSeq, a predicted model, not a curated record
ACAUGUUGUACACUUGACUCGUUUCAGGUACACUUCACCAACGCUUCACUUCAAGCAUAUGGCUGCUUUGGUGGGCGCUCUCCCUUACACGAAUGCACACUUGCAUUGUUACAAGACUUAAAACAGUGUUAAGCUCGUAAAGCUGAAGUUGAAGGUAAUUAAAAUAGCUGAUUAGCUUAGCUAAGGCAAACUGAAACAUGCACACAUAAAGUAAGCACUAAUAUUAUUAAUUAAAUAACCAGGUUAUUUCUAUGUAAUAAUCAACUACUCAAAAACUCUAAAACGGAGAUAUUUACAAGGAAACUUGUAAGGACCUUUUUUGUAAAGUAACUUACCGGCUUUCAUAUAAAAUUCUUACAUAGGAUUUCAAAACAUUUAGAUUUUUGUGAGGCUUGUAAUAAAUAAUAUUAUUCUUGUUCUCCUCUAAUUCGACUGGUCUAUAGCAUUUCAGCAGGAAAAGGCUGUCAUAGGAGAUCGAUUUUUACCGCUAUCGUCUCGAUUUCCAUUUGUUUACUUGGUUUGCACGAUGUUUAAUUUUAUUUCGUUUUAACUUGUUAUAUAUAGACAGGGUGGGUACCGAUUGAGAAUGGCUUAUAGAAAAAUGAUUUUUUCUGAAAGUGUGGUAAAAUCUUUUUAUUUAUCUGUAAUACAUUCUAAAGCAGGAAAGACUUUAUUUCUAAAAGAAAGAAAAAAUAUCUUGAGCACUGCAAAAAAAUUAAAAUCAUUGAUUAGCUAAGAGCAUUAUCACGAUGUGCUUUGAUUGAUCAAUUGUGGGAGCUCCAGCAACCGUUGCUAUCCCAACCAUAUUGUUACACAGCGUCACAGUUGCUAAGGACACAUAUACGUAUUGCGGCAAUUUUUCAAAAAAAAAAGAAAUGAAAAAUAGACUAAUAUGGCAUUAGAAAGUGAGGUAUCUAGUACGCAAAAUGACCACGAGGAGGAGGAAGAGAUCGGUUGCUUCUUCCUGCAACCCUCGUCCUCCCCGUAUAAUCUUGCUGAAAAAGUGCAGCAGGCUAACUUUGACCUCUUUAAUGGAACCCCCCAGAGCACCAGAUCCACCAAAGUUAAAUUUAGAGAUGAACUAGUGUCGUUUGAACCAGAUUUAACAGAUGACGACGUCAACAGCAUUGAGAGCGAUCAUGUUGACGAGCUGCCAAUAAGAACUGAGGAAGUACAAAAGGAGGAGUUUAAAGUUGAAGAAAUAAAGCUGCCAUAUAACACAGUAUUGCGAAAUGAUAUCGAAAUUUUUAAUAUAGAAGAGGAAAUUGAAGAAGUUGAUGAAGCAGUGAUCGAACAGGCUGUUCUAGCUGAGUAUAAUAACGACUUGAAUGAAAUGGAAGAAGUAGUAAGUAGUGAGGAGAUUACCUCCGAAACUGAACCCAAGGAAACGUUAAAAGACAGUUCUAGGGGCUUAGAAAAACCUAACUCGGAAACUGGCUCUAGCAAGUCUAAAAAACCGGCUAAAAGACAAAAGAAGACAAUGAAAAGCCAAGAAAUUCAUUGCAAGCAACACUGUAUUGAGAGGAUAGACAACAUCGCGAUGUCCAUUAAAAAGUUGGAAAUUCAUGAAAAGCCACCAGUGACUCUUCCACCACUUCAGCUUCACCAAAGAAAAUGUUGCGACGAAGUGAGGCUGUCAAACAGCGAAAGAAAUCUGCCAAAUUACAACGGUUACAGGUCCGAAUACGGCUUGAGCUCCCGCCAAAUUAAAUUACGCGACCGUCAAAUGGAAAUGGUGCGUCAGAAGGAGAUCACACGUCAGAAACUUAUCGAGGAGUAUCGAGCUUUGAAGGUGCAGCGAAACGAAGAAGUGUUUUGUCAUUGGCUGAAGGAGGUCACGAGAAGGUCGAAAGAGCCGAACUUGAGAAACCAGUUGAACAGAAGCAAGGGCUACAAGAGCGUGAGCCCUGGUAGUUAUGGUACUAUAAGUCCCAAUAUUAUUCAAGAAAAGUUGAAAGAACGACCGAAAACAGCUGGUUUUGUACCAAAGACCAACAUUAAAAAAAAGAAGAGGCCUUACACCACUCAAAGUUGUGUGUAUAUAGAGGUACCACCCAAUGUGUUAAAGAAGGGGAUUCAUAUUGGAGAUUUGCUCAUAACAAAUUCGAAGCAAUUGAGUAAAAAACUGCACAUUUUAACGGUAUCUUAAUAAGCUAUCAUUUUAUUCGUUUAAGUGCAAUACGUGAAUUUCGCUUGUUCUUCCAAUUUGAAACAAUCAUUUUAUUGUUAAUAACAAUUUUAAGUAGGUUCAAUUUCAGAUUUGAAAGUGUAAUAUUGUUGUA